AUGCCUCCCAUGCCUGGAAUGCACAGAACUUACCCCAACACCGGUGGAAGCGUGAUGCUUCCAUUACGAAAAGAGAACCUGUAUGAGCCGGAAAUCAUGAUCUGUGGUGGUGGCCAGAUGCAGGCAAUCAACAGUCUAUGCGAUGCGUCUUGCGGGAGAAUCAGACCAACAAGCGGGAAUCCUAAUUGGCAAAUGACUUCAAUGCCGCAACCUCGGGGUAUGGUUGAAGGUGUUCUUCUUCUCGACGGAACCGUGCUAUGGAUCAAUGGAUGUCAAUCAGGAGCGCAAGGAUUCGGACUAGCCACAACCCCUGCCUUGGAGGCUCUGAUUUAUGACCCCAGAAGGGAUGCGUGGACCGUUUCUGGCCAGACAACGAUCGCCAGGCUAUAUCACUCUGUUGCGUUGAUGCUACUGGAUGGCACCGUAUUAGUCGCAGGGAGCAAUCCAAACGAGCAGCCGCUUUUGGAGGAUCAGGUCGACCGUCGCAACCCGUUCCAAGCAUUUCCUACCGAAUACCGAGUGGAGAUAUACACGCCUCCAUAUCUGAGGGGAGACAACGCAUCGAAAAGACCGAGGAAUAUCACGCUAUCGACUACCGAACUUCGCAUGAACACAAGUUUCAUUCUCGAAUUUGACUUUCAAGACAAGGAGCUGUUGACGUUGGAAGUCAUCCUUUAUGGGGGCGGAUUCGUCACACAUUCCCUGCACAUGGGGCAGAUGAUGGUCUAUCUCGACCCAAGAGGCUGGGUUGAUGUUGGAAAUGGCCGCAAGAGAGUCGAAGUAGACAUGCCUCGAGGGAUCAAACUUGCGCCCGGACCAUACGUCGUGCAUGUCGUCGCUAAUGGAGUCCCUGGCGUCGGCCAGUUCGUGCUGUUGAAAGUCUAA
This is a messenger RNA of Exophiala dermatitidis NIH/UT8656, 885 nucleotides long. RefSeq lists its product as uncharacterized. The record is from RefSeq and is a predicted model, not a curated record. The coding region runs from base 1 to 885 and encodes 294 amino acids. NCBI's taxonomy places the organism in Eukaryota, Fungi, Ascomycota, Eurotiomycetes, Chaetothyriales, Herpotrichiellaceae. The transcript has a single exon.